AUUUGAUAGAGCGUUGAGAAACCGCACGACAUCGUUCUCGCGAUACUUUGAAGAACGGGCAGUGUGGCGCUUUUCUCGCGAUAUUUAAUGGAGGAAGAAACGCACGUUGGCACGUGAAGGACGCUGACAGCCUGUUAUUGUAUCACAGACUGUAUGAGUAAAUGAAAAGUUUACAACCACAGUACUACAUGUUAUGGAGGAACCCACAACUUAUGAGCGCCAUGUGUACAAAAAUGCCUCGGUAUAUCACUAUAUGAAGAUAUCCCUAAUUUUGGAGAAUGAAAACAAAAGUAUUUCCGCCCCACAGUUUAAACAAUUGAUCAUUUCUGCUCUUAAGGAUCUGUAUGGAGAGGUUGGAGCUGCUUUUCCAUUUGAUCUGUUGAAGUUUGAUGAGAGCUCACGGACAGCUAUACUGCGUGUAUACAACAGGGGGCUGGUGAAGUUGUGGAGUGCCUUGACAUUGCUGGGAUCCUUUCAGGAGGUGGCUUGUGCUUUUAGGGUCAUACAGGUGUCACCUUUUUUGCUAGCUUUGUCUGGGAAUAGCCGGGAGCUGCAGUUCGGAGAGGGUUCGACUUCUUGAGGAGUGCCUACAUUAUUAGAAAAAUGACGUUUAUUCUCAAAAGAAAUAUUUUCGGCAGAAAGAUGUG
This is a messenger RNA of Misgurnus anguillicaudatus (oriental weatherfish), 647 nucleotides long. RefSeq names its product ribonuclease P/MRP 14 subunit (gene rpp14). Gene Ontology annotation, cellular component: multimeric ribonuclease P complex; nucleolus. NCBI's taxonomy places the organism in Eukaryota, Metazoa, Chordata, Actinopteri, Cypriniformes, Cobitidae. Gene Ontology annotation, biological process: tRNA 5'-leader removal. Gene Ontology annotation, molecular function: ribonuclease P RNA binding. The record is from RefSeq and is a predicted model, not a curated record.